AGCAUCUCUAAUUCUUUUCAUCAUCGUCUAGAAAAAUGGCAACUGAAACUGGUUUAGUAAAAAUGUUCUUCUUCCCCUUCACAGGAGGCGGCCACCAAAUCCCAAUGAUAGACAUAGCAAGAGUUUUUGCAUCUCAUGGGGCCGCCUCAACAAUCAUAGCCACACCCUCCCACGCUCUCAACUUCCAAAACCUCAUAACUAGAGCCCAGAGCUCCGGCCACCCUAUCACCAUCCACACUCUCCCCGCAGAAAUACGCGACGCUACCGACAUCACCGCCGGACCAAUGACCGACACCUUCGUACUCCUUCAACCCCUCAAAACCUUCCUCCUCCGUCACCCGCCGGACUGCAUCGUCAUCGACAUGUUCCACCGCUGGGCCGGCGACCUAGUCGACGAGCUCCGAAUCCCGAGGAUUGUCUUCACUGGUAACGGUUGCUUCCCUCGCUGCGUCCAAGAAAAUAUAAGAAAAUACUUGAAUCUCGAGAAUUUGACUUCAGAUUACGAGCCUUUCGUCGUUCCUAACCUUCCUGGUAAAGUAGAACUCAGAAAGUCUCAGCUUCCGAUUUUCGCGAGAAAGCCGUCGCAGUUUCCUGAUAAAAUGAAGGAUUUCGAGGAUAAGGGCUUUGGAACUAUCAUCAACAGCUUUUACGAAUUGGAACCUGAUUAUGCUGAUUACAUGAGGAACGAGCUUGGGAAGAAAGCAUGGAUUGUGGGACCGGUUUCGCUUUGUAACGGAAGCGUAGAAGAUAAAACCCAGAGAGGGAAGUUGUCCACCAUUGACGAGCAAGGUUGCUUGAAAUGGCUGAACUCGAAGGAACCGCAUUCAGUUAUUUAUGUCUGCUUUGGAAGCUUGAUUCGGUUACCACCACAGCAGCUCAAGGAAAUCGCUUACGGUCUUGAAGCUUCUGGUAAAUCGUUCGUUUGGGUUGUUGGAAAAAUUAUGAAGUCAUCGCCCAAAAACAAAGAAGAAGAUGACGAAGAUGAUGUUCAAACAUGGCUCCCGGAAGGGUUUGAAGAGAGGAUGAAGGAAUCAAACAGAGGAUUGAUCCUUAGAGGGUGGGCUCCUCAGCUUUUAAUUCUGGAACAUGGCGCCAUUGGAGGGUUCGUGACUCAUUGUGGUUGGAACUCAACUCUAGAAGGAGUGUGUGCCGGUGUGCCUAUGGUGACGUGGCCGGUGACGGCGGAGUAAUUCUUGAAUGAGAAGCUGGUGACGAGUGUGUUGAGAAUUGGGGUGCCAGUUGGGAGCAGAGAGUGGGUGUGGUUUCGUGACGAGUGGAAAGAGGUGUUGGGAAGAGAGAAGGUGGAGAGUGCGGUGAAGAAGUUGAUGGGGGAGAGUGAGGAGGCGGCGGAGAUGAGAAUGAGAGUGAAGAAGAUUGCUGAGAGUGGCACAAGAGCUGUUGAAGAAGGUGGAACUUCUUAUCAAGAUGUUGAUGUCUUGAUUCAAGAGCUUCAAGAACGCAAAGUUAAUAAUUGCAAUGGCGAAGUUUAGAUUAGAUUGCCCAACAAUACAAAGAAGUUGUACACUUGAAUCCGCUUGAAUCCAAGAGAAAUAAAUUCUCUAUACAAGAAUUUCUCUGAAGCCGUUAAGCGUGACUAGGGGUGGCAAACGGGCCUAAACCCGCCGGGCCGGCUCGCGUAACCCGUCAAAAAAGGCGGGCUGGGCUGGAAAAUCGGGAUCGCCAAAUACCAAAAGUCCGCCUAACCCGCACCGCUAAAACCGCGGGUUUUGGCGGGCUUUGGCGGGGCGGGGCGGGCUUCCCCGCCGGGCUAAGGUUUUUAUUAGUGAGGGGGUAUUUUUGCAAUUUUUUUGUCAAUACCUAACUUCCCCCAACCUAACUUACAAGAGUAUGAAGAUAAAAAUUGAGUGUUUUGAAUUA
Messenger RNA from Arachis stenosperma, 1878 nucleotides. Its product is annotated as abscisate beta-glucosyltransferase-like. The transcript has a single exon. Gene Ontology annotation, molecular function: UDP-glycosyltransferase activity. The coding region runs from base 36 to 1190 and encodes 384 amino acids. The record is from RefSeq and is a predicted model, not a curated record. Lineage: Eukaryota; Viridiplantae; Streptophyta; Magnoliopsida; Fabales; Fabaceae.